AUGACGUCCGGUACUGUCACUUCUCUUUUCCUUGCCUUCUUGAGCUGUACACAGGUGUUGGCUCAGUCGCAAAGUGUCCAGUACAACCAAGUACUUAAUGUCAAUGGCGAUAUGAAACUUAACUCCUUUGUCUUCCCCGACCGCUCCAAGGUCGAGACCUUCUCCCAAAAACAACAACAAAUUAUUGUUAAUCAGCAAAAUCCCUCAAUUCCCGCCAACCAGGUUGUUGGUACGACCGGACAGCCUUUUGUUGCCGUCUCACCCCAGUCAAUGACCAUCAGCACCAAUGGUGCAACUGACUUGGUCGGUGGCCAGAUCGAGAUGGCCAUGACAAUGCAGAACCUCCAGGGCGUAGCAGUCCAGCCAGACAACACCUACGUGGCCAAGCUUUCACCUGACCGACAGACUUGGAUGAUCCAGGAGACGAUGAGGAUGGUCAACAGCACCGACAUGACUGUCCGCAUGGUCAAGCGUAGCCAGAUGGAUGGCGAGUACAUGGUUGUCGGUCGUCAGACCGUUGAGACCAACACCGUUGUCGUUCCCUUUGGCAGUGAUGGCAGCACCUCUGUCGGUAUCCAGGGCAGUGGUCUCCAAGAGAACGAGUUCCAGGACGGCUUCAGAAUGUCCAUCCGUGCUACCCAGCCUAUGACCAUGAACGUCGAUGUCAAGGAUGGCAUUGACAGCGGCAUGUUGUCUGCUCUCCAAGGCCAGAGCUCCGUCAACGACUACCGCUACUCGGUCACCACUAAUCUUGGUGCUGUUGUCCCUAGCCUUAACCAACAAGUUACUGUCGUUCAAAUGCCCAUCAACGCUGUCCGCAUCCAGAAGAUGAUGCAAUCAAUGGGUGUCCCACCUACUGGAUCCGUCGCCAUCGCUGUUGCUCAGAGGAGCGUUCUCCAGAACCCCGGUGGUGCAACUGGCAGCCUUGGUGGAGCCGCUACCACGCGCCGUGGCCUCUCCCGCACUGAGUUCAGGAAGGAGAUUGCCCGCCAGGUCCAAGGCACUACUCCUACCACCAACCAGCCCAACCCCGUCGCUGCUCAGCUUCUUCUCGCACCUACCUUCACUCCCGUUCAAGCUGAGGCCGUCCUCGACAUGUCCAACAUGCGUAUUGCCAUCCCUGUCCGCCAAAUCGACGGAGAGUACAUCCUCACCAUGCAAGUCAUGGGCGGUGCCGCUGGCGCUGCUGGCGCUGCUGCCCCAGCAGGAGCAGCCACUCCUCCUACCGGCUCAACUGCUACCCCCGCUGAGGCGCCCGCUGGCUCCAGCCCUGCUCCCUCUACCGAGUCUCCCUCUACCGCAGCUCCCGCCACCGAGUCCUCUGCUGCCACUCCCAAGGCCUCCGAAGCCGAGAAGCCCACUCUCCAGGCCCCUACCAACGGCACCGAGUCCGCUGCGCCACAGUCUGCUAAGCCCGAGGCCACUAAGCCUGAGCGUCGCCAGGACAACAAGGACAAGUACGGUGAUGUCAAGGCUCCUCUGGGCUCCGUCAUCAUGACCAUGAAGCAAAUCGAUAUAAUGGCCGAGAUGGACAUGUGGGGUGGCCAGGUCCCCAUCAGCAAGAUGAUGAACGACUAUGUAAAGGCACAGACUGGAAAGGAUAUGGAUCCCGUGAAGAGCGAUGGUGGUGAUGCUGCCGCUAAGCUCGUCGUUGCAUAGAUCAUGUAACAGGUGAUAGGUGAGGGUUUGGUAUGAAGGAAUUGGGGGUUUUAGAGGCGAUAAUAUGUGUAUAUCUGAAUGGAAUGGAUAGAUAUUUGGAAGGGAGGAUUGGUGGAAAGAUGUAAUAAGGCUGUGAAUAGUGGAUCUAAGGGGUGAGUGUACCUUGCUGGUUUUUUUGAGAUAGUCGAAUUUGGUACGUGAUAGCUAGUAUAUACAUAUGUUAUAAAAUUCAACGACAGGAGUGUUA
Molecule: messenger RNA, 1906 nt
Organism: Bipolaris maydis ATCC 48331
Lineage: Eukaryota; Fungi; Ascomycota; Dothideomycetes; Pleosporales; Pleosporaceae
Source: RefSeq, a predicted model, not a curated record